Myotis lucifugus (little brown bat) is the source of this 2020-nucleotide messenger RNA. It is a transcript of the gene SPDEF, whose product is annotated as SAM pointed domain containing ETS transcription factor. The record is from RefSeq and is a predicted model, not a curated record. Gene Ontology annotation, cellular component: nucleus. Gene Ontology annotation, biological process: cell differentiation; regulation of transcription by RNA polymerase II. Gene Ontology annotation, molecular function: sequence-specific DNA binding; DNA-binding transcription factor activity, RNA polymerase II-specific. Lineage: Eukaryota; Metazoa; Chordata; Mammalia; Chiroptera; Vespertilionidae.
GCAGCCUGACUUCCUCCCAGCACAUUCCUGCACUCCAGCUGCGUCCACACUGCCCCGGGGACCCAGGCCAGUGCCCAGAGCCCGCGGAGGCCCCCAGUAAGCCCUCCGGCUGGGUCCUGCCACGGUGCCAGCAGGUGGCCUUGGGCUGGGAGCUGGGGCUCUGUACAGGGCACACAGCCCUGAGACCUCAGAGGGCUACCCUUUGAGGGUGGCCAGGCCGCCAGCGGCCCUCACCUCUGUCCCCAGCCUGCUGGCCCCUGGUCCCACUGGCUCCCCAGAUGCCUGGCUGAGACUCAGCAGUGGCCCAAGCUGCCCCUGCCUCCUCCUGGCCCCGGAGGUUGCCACUGCAGCAGGCGACUUGGGCGCCAGGCAGCUAACGGACGCAGCCGCUGGCCCGAGCAGCAGCGGCAUGGGCAGCGCCAGCCCCAGCCUGAGCAGCCUGCCCCCCAGCCGCCUCCUUCUGCCCCCCAACACUGUGCUGCGGACAGGCCCCGAGAAGGCGACAGCCGGGGUGGCGGGGCCCGACAGAGGGGACUGGAGCCCCAGCCCACCGGCCACGCCCGAGCAGGGCCUGCCCACCUUCUACCUCUCCUGCUUGGACAUGCUGUACCCCGACAACAGCAGCUCCGCCAAGGCCCCGGGGCCCAGCAGUCGGGACGAGCCGCCUGAGGAGCCCGAGCAGUGCCCAGUCAUCGACAGCCAAGCGCCCGGGGGCAGCCUGGACUUGGCGCCGGGAGGGCUGAGCCUGGAGGAGCACUCGCUGGAGCAGGUGCAGUCCAUGGUGGUGGGCGAGGUGCUCAAGGACAUCGAGACGGCCUGCAAGCUGCUCAACAUCACGGCAGACCCCAUGGACUGGAGUCCAGGCAACGUGCAGAAGUGGCUGCUGUGGACGGAGCACCAGUACCGGCUGCCCCCCGUGGGCAAGGCCUUCCAGGAGCUGGGGGGCAAGGAGCUGUGUGCCAUGUCGGAGGAGCAGUUCCGCCAGCGCUCGCCCCUGGGCGGGGAGGUGCUGCACGCCCACCUGGACAUCUGGAAAUCAGACAUGAACAGUCUCCGCGUAUACACUGUUCUGUACUUGACAGUGUACCUGCAGCUUGUUCCCAUCGGGAUCCACUCGGCUGCCCUAUUCUUUCUCAAGGCUGCAUGCCAACCCCAUCUCCUCUCAGGGGCACCCACGCUGUGCCCUGCACAGAGCCCACCGCGUUGGAGGCAGCGCUUGCUCCCGGCCUGGAUGAAAGAGAGGACCUCCGCCGGGGCCGUCCACUUCUGUGCCUCGACCAGCGAGGAGAGCUGGACGGACAGCGAAGUGGACUCGUCCUGCUCAGGGCAGCCCAUCCACCUGUGGCAGUUCCUCAAGGAGCUGCUGCUGAAGCCCCACAGCUACGGCCGCUUCAUCCGGUGGCUCAACAAGGAGAAGGGCAUCUUCAAAAUUGAGGACUCCGCCCAGGUGGCCCGGCUGUGGGGCAUCCGGAAGAACCGCCCCGCCAUGAACUAUGACAAGCUGAGCCGCUCCAUCCGCCAGUAUUACAAGAAGGGCAUCAUCCGGAAGCCGGACAUCUCCCAGCGCCUCGUCUACCAGUUUGUGCACCCCGUCUGAGGGCGGGCCAGGCCUCCCUCCGGCUGCCCCGGCCCAGCAGACCCUGCGCUGGGGAGGGGGAGUCUGCUGGCAUUCCGAGUCCAAGGUCGGGGAGGGGAGGCACCGCUCCCAGAGUGCAGUGAGCUCUCUGCCCCCCGCCGCCCCCCCGGGGGUGCUUCCUCCUCAGGCCCCUCUGUUCCUGUGCCCAGCCACUCGGCCACUACAGGACGGGGGGCACCUGGCUGCCCCCAGUGUUCACAGCCCACAGGGAAGGCACGCCCUGCCCCCAUCCCAGCAUUCCCAGAGCAGACCUGACAGAAUGGCAGUGACUGUCCGAGGCCACUCACAGUCCAGUGCUCUCUGCCACCCGGGCCUGGCAUGGUGCUGGGAGUGCGGAGCCAGAGGUGCCCCUGGGAGUGGGUAAUAAAAAUACCAGGAAACUGA